UGGGCUUCUGUGAAUCGCCUGGUAAUAGACAAAUCCGCACGUUCAACACUCAGAAUUAGUGAGCUCGAAUCAUGAUGCCAGCUAAUUAUACAGUAGCAGGACCUGCGUUGUGAUCUAUCAAACCUGCUCACGAGAACCCGGUUUCAAGCCGACUCCAAGUGCCAUGGGCUAGGCUCGGGAUAUUGAUAUGCAUCUAAGACCGUCGUUGGGAACUAGGCGAGAUUGUGCAUAGAUUGGCUUGUAUUGGUCACUGGCCACAUCCAACCUCGUCAAGGACGGGUCCGUAGGUAUGCUUGGUGGCUGUCCUGGGGAUUCAAGUUCUAUAAAGCGUUGAGCUCCGGCAAGAAUUCUGUUCAUGUCUUGAGUCUCCCAAGGUUUUUAUUCAUCUGCCUGACUUGACUUUGACACUUCCAUUACACUAUGAAGGUCUUCGCAGUUCUUCUCAGCCUUGGCUUCGUCGGAGGAGCCAUUGCCGGCGAACAGUGCCCCGGCAGCUGGUAUCUCGAGCCGGAUGACUGCAUCUGCAUGAACAGCCGGGAGGGAUACUUGCUCAAGGACCAGACGUUGGGAUGCUGUAAGUGGAUGGGUUAUAAGACCUAUAACAACGUGAGUACUCCGUCGUCAGGUGAGCGCAGCAACUUGUGUUGACGUUUGCAUGCAGAUCUGCGCCGUCGACCGCGACAAGCGGCAGGCAUUCAAGGACUGCUGCAAGGGCUUGAAACAGGAGAGCGUCAUUGGUCAUUGUCGCUGAAUUUCUGAUAAUUAUUGUUGGGUGGACGAUCAAGCAAGAGAGCGGUCUGAAAGUCAAGGAGGAAAGGAUUCAGUACAUCGGAAGGCAAUGGACGCGAUCAAUUUCUUUCUUGACCAUCA
Chaetomium fimeti is the source of this 870-nucleotide messenger RNA. RefSeq lists its product as uncharacterized. The transcript has a single exon. The record is from RefSeq and is a predicted model, not a curated record. NCBI's taxonomy places the organism in Eukaryota, Fungi, Ascomycota, Sordariomycetes, Sordariales, Chaetomiaceae. Bases 421 to 648 code for a protein of 75 amino acids.